Messenger RNA from Dovyalis caffra, 618 nucleotides. The record is from the annotation of a GenBank genome assembly. NCBI's taxonomy places the organism in Eukaryota, Viridiplantae, Streptophyta, Magnoliopsida, Malpighiales, Salicaceae.
AUGGAAGGUGAAGGAGUGGCUGUGCUCAAAAGGGCUGAGAUUGACACUAGAGCACCAUUUCGGUCAGUCAAAGAGGCUGUUUCGCUGUUUGGCGAGAAAGUUUUGGCUGGGGAGCUGUAUGCCAACAAGCUCAAAGAGAUGCACGUUGGAGGAAUUGAAUAUGGGCACGGCCCAUCCAGGCUUGGAACUGUCACAGCAGAGCUAGAGGAGACAAAACAAAGCCUGGAAAAAGCUAAAGAACAAAGUACGCUAAUGGCAAAUUGCCUCUUUUCGCUUCAAGAAGAACUUGAAAAAACAAAGAGAGAGCUUGAACAAUUGAAAGAACGUGAGAUCGAAAGGCAACUGAUAGAAUCUGAAAUUGAAGAUGUCCAGGUUGUUGAAGGUACAACAAAGUUUGAAGUCAAAACGCAAACAUCUAAUAAAGAAGGGACAGAGUUUCAAAAGAAGAGAUAUGUGACAUUUGCUAACCCUCCUUCCCCUACACAAGUUAUAAUUCCACAAGGAGUUGAAGCACUAGAGAGGCACCCUUCUCUUAGGAAAAAGAAGAAGAAGCCCAUGAUCCCUCUAAUAGGAGGGAUUUUCUAUAAGAAAUUCGGAAAAAGAAGCGCAUCCCCAUGA